This is a messenger RNA of Suillus plorans, 2142 nucleotides long. Its product is annotated as putative diphthamide synthesis protein-domain-containing protein. The coding region runs from base 268 to 1788 and encodes 506 amino acids. Gene Ontology annotation, molecular function: 2-(3-amino-3-carboxypropyl)histidine synthase activity. Lineage: Eukaryota; Fungi; Basidiomycota; Agaricomycetes; Boletales; Suillaceae. The transcript is spliced from 11 exons. Gene Ontology annotation, biological process: protein histidyl modification to diphthamide. The record is from RefSeq and is a predicted model, not a curated record.
CAAUUUCUGACCAUUGCUUGCAAACACACGCAUUGUUCACAUAGUCAUCUUCGUCCACAAAGCUAAAGAUGAUUCCCAGUAACUCCGGAAUAAACAGCACCCUGUGAGGCUGCAUGACAGACAUGAAGGACGCUAGUAUCUGUAAUUUUUGUACAUAGCAGACGAGGCUUGUCAAUCUCGGCAAGUCCCGCCAAGAGUUCCUUGCUUCUGAUUCCUGACUCGGAUCGUCGCUUAUGGCCUAUUAACCCUAGGGCUACACAAACACAGAUGACAGACGUUCCCGCUGUCUCUACUUUCUCGGCCUCAGGAGAGGAUGCGAUUACUCGCACCAUAGAGUUGAAUAUAGAUUCAUCUAAUACGCAAAACAUAGCUCCGUCCGACUUCCUUGAAAUUUACGAGAUCGAACGAACAGUAGCUGCGAUCGUAGAAGGGAACUUCAAACGAAUAGCUCUUCAGUUUCCUGAUGAACUUUUGUGUCAUUCUGUCCCAAUCUACCGUCUACUCAAAAGUAAAGCAGGCGAGGGCCAUGACAUCUACGUUUUAGCCGACACUUCCUACGGAAGUUGCUGUGUUGACGAGGUUGCGGCACAACACGUCGAUGCAGACCUAAUCGUCCAUUACGGCCACGGUUGUUUAAGCCAGCCUUCUAGGCUGCCUGUAGUCUAUGUCUUUGGAAAGAAGCCUAUUGAUGUCGAUGAUUGUAUCGACCAACUCGGUCAAUGUUUAACGACUCAAUUACAGCAAUAUACAACCAGUAACAGUAAUAAUGGACCGACCGUUUUACUUCGCUACGAUGUUGGAUAUUCCUGCCGUGCAGACGUGAUUGCCCAUAGGCUGCAGAAUGAACUGCAGAGCCUGAAUACUAGGGUCUUGCACGACCCACUUCCAACUAGGCUUGAUCCUAAGACCACCGUGCAAAGUUCCAAAACUUCCGAGCAGACUGGUGCAGAGUCCAAUGAAGAUGGUUUCACGAAUGUCAUUAUCGCAUAUAUUGGUGGCGAAAGCCUCAACCUUACAAAUUUAUUGAUCACGCACUCUCAUUGCGAGGUGUAUGCAUACGACCCCUCUACGAGAUCGGCUCACUUGCAAUCGCAUAGGACUAAUAAAUUGUUAAUGCGACGCUUCGCGAUGGUCCAGAGGGCACGAGAUGCAGAUGUUUUUGGUAUCCUUAUAGGCACUCUUGGAGUUACAUCAUAUCUACCCCUCAUUGCCCACGUCAGAAAGCUUCUAGCUCGCGCACAGAAGAAAAGCUAUACGAUUAGCGUCGGCAAGCUGAAUCCUGCGAAGCUCGCGAAUUUCAUGGAGAUCGAGUGUUUUGUUUUGAUCGCAUGUCCUGAAAAUAGUGUGAUAGAUUCCAAGGAAUUUUUGAGACCGAUCGUUACCCCUUUUGAACUCGAGGUUGCACUUCAAGCUGAAGGCACUUGGAGUGGGCGAUACGUGCUAGAUUUCGAGAAAAUACUCGCUGGAGACUCUGAAAAUGAUAUUGGCACCCCUACUGAAGAUAAUGGGGGCGAUUCAGAUCAACCGACUUUCUCCUUGAUUACUGGAAAAUACCGACAAGCAAAACGCUACGGCGGCAAUGAGACCCUAACCGAGGAAACGUCAGCUGCCCUUACUCUCCGAAACCAAGAUGGUGCUCUCUCAAAAUCAGCUGAUAGUGCGGCAGCAUUGUUUCUUCACUCCCGCUCCUAUCAAGGGCUAGAAGCUAAAAUUGGAGAAGAUUCUCCAUCUGUCCUAGAGCAAGGCCGCAGUGGUAUCGCUCGUGGUUAUUCUGAUGAUCAUUCAUAAAUAUGUCGGCAUUUUGAAUAAUUUCGAGGAACGCUGUGGUAUCCCUCGAACUGUUUCGAGAAGUUACAAUGCUUUGUCAUCGAAGAGAGUUUCGAGAUCAAGGACACCGGUCGUAUCAUAUUAAGUUGUUAUCUGACGAGAGAUUCAAGAGCUCAGCUAUUACUGCUCAAUUAAACAGCAGGACCGGUGUUUGAACAUGAUUGACUGUGAAACUCCGUGGUUUGUCGAGGCCAUGUCCCGAGGAACCACAGUGUCUCAGGCGAGUUCCUGAUCAUGUAUGAACUCGGAUGUCUCAUGUUCCUAUGAAUUGCUUGUAGUGUUUGCUAUCUACAAGCUCAUCGCCGGGAUGCUUUG